UGAAGCAGUCGAGAGCGAGAGAGAUUUAGAUGUGUCUGGUGUGUGUUCUCUUACAGGCAGCAGUUGUGUGUGUGUGUGAGGUGAGUGUGUGUGUGUGUUUUGCGCAGCGAUACAGAUGCAGUGUGUGUGAGUCCUGACAGCCGUGUGUGACGAGCAGGUGUGUUUUUUUUGUGAAGCAUCAGAAGGAGGGACACACACACCCUCCAGACGAGCGGCAGGACGGAGGCAACCGGAGUAUUCGCUUUUUUCUUUCGUUUUUUAUUCUUCUUCUUCCUCAUUGUGGCGGUGGGCGGUGCUUUCUCUUUUCAUUUGCUCGCUCUGUCCAUCACCUGCCUGCUUGUCUAUUUCUCCAUCUAUCUCACCUAUAAUUUCUUGUGUUGAUAGAGGGCAGAUCUGAGAUCAGUGAGUUGGUCUUUAUCUAGCUGUGAUGUGUUGUGAUUGUAGAUAGGUUGUUCUGUGUUCACUGGUGUGUGUGUGUGUGUGUGUGUGUGUGUGUGUGUGUAAUGCAGACGUGUGUCUCAUCUCAAUCAGCUGUGUCUGUGUGGAUCACAACCAUUUAUUCAACAUGUAGAUCAUAAUACACUCAUCCUCUUCAUCAUCUCUCUCUUCUCUCUCUCUCUCCCCCCAUUCUACUGGUCCAUCACCUGUGUGUGUGUGUGUGUGUGUGUGUGUGUGUGUGUUUGCACACAUCUCUCUCUCUCUCUUUCUCUCUCUCUCACACACACACUCCAGCAAUAUAUGAUUAUUAAUAGGUAAUACUUUAUCAUCUAUAUCAUUUCUAAUCUUCUUACAUUAUGUGUAUUAGCAUCAUUCCUGGUGUGUUCAUUACAUUCUCUCUCUCUCUCUCUGAUGCAUUUCAUUCAUUUCUCAACACCUCUUUAUGAAAUGAUGGCAUUAUUUGCACACCAGUGAUUGUAAUCUCUGUGUGUGUGUGUGUGUGUGUUGGUAGAGUAAUUAAUCUAUUGAGUAAUGGAGAGAUUUGCAGUAUAAUCACAUUGUGUGUGUGUGUGUGUGUGUGUUUGAAUAGACAGAAGCACAAACCUCUAUCCCUCCAUCAUUCAUUUGUUUUCUUUGAAGAAACAUCCAUGUUGGUCUUUUCUGGGGGUCUCACUGGAUGAGAUGUUUGGAUUCAGUUUUUCUUUUCAGCUUUUUCUCUGAGGAAACCGACUUAUUCAUGUCACCGAGCUGCAACGCUUUCCCAGAUGAGCAAACACAUGCGACUCUUUCUGCUUUUUUACAAUCGGACUAAAUGUGAAAUGAAUUCACUUCUGUUGCAUUAAAUGUGAACACGUCACCGAAUCCAUGUAAGGACUUUACCGUGGAUAUUUAUACAGUUUCCUUCUGGAUUAUAUCUACACUGUUCAAUGUUGUGAAACCAAGACGCUAAAGAUCAUCAGAUGAGAGGAGAAACAGAUCGACAGAAGCACAGAGACGGUGUGACUGUGACUGAGAGGACUGUUAUCAGUGACCACAGGGUAUGAGAGCGCUACAACAUCAUGUGGUAUCUGAGAUGGAGGAGUGAGAUUUCAGCUGCAAACACACAAGGUUUCUGUCUUUCUCUUUUGCAUCAUGUCUCUUUGUGCUUACCGUGGCUUAGCACCACCCUCUCAGGAAAAGCGGGUGUGGUUUUAUCUAAUGGCCCCACCCUCGCGCCACUUGCCCAGCCCCUCGUUGUACCAGCUCUUCCUCGUGUGCCUAUUGCUGCUGCCGCUGGCCUGCCAGUCACGACGGGACCGAGGAGGUGGGGGCGGGGCUCAUUACAUCCCCUCGUCCGUAGCGCAGUAUCCGCCGCUACCGAAGCUGCUGCAGGGCCUGAGCAUCGCCGUGGUGUUGGUGGGCAACUCCAGCGAGGUGGCGCUCGCCGGGACCCGUGACAAAGAUGAUUUUACUCACAUGCCCCUGGCGCCCAACGUGGAGAUGCUCACUAUGAAUGAGACAGACCCGAAAAGCAUCAUCAAGAGCAUUUGCGAUUUGAUGACCGAGCACUGGCUGCAGGGCGUCGUGUUUGGAGACGACACCGACCAGGAGGCCAUAGCGCAGAUCCUGGACUUCAUUUCUGCACAAACGCACAUCCCGAUAUUGGGCAUAAAGGGAGGGUCCUCCAUGAUCAUGGCUGCUAAGGACGACAGCUCAAUGUUCUUUCAGUUCGGCCCGUCCAUUGAGCAGCAGGCGUCUGUAAUGCUCAACAUCAUGGAGGAAUAUGAUUGGUACAUCUUCUCCAUAGUUACCACUUAUUACCCUGGUUACCAGGACUUUGUUACCAAGAUCCGCAGCACCAUCGAGAACAGUUUCGUGGGCUGGGAGUUGGAGGAGGUUCUGCUGUUGGACAUGUCUGUAGAUGAUGGAGACGCAAAGAUUCAGAAUCAGCUGAAGAAACUUCAGAGUCCCGUCAUUCUUCUCUACUCCACCAAAGAAGAGGCCAACAUUAUCUUUGAAGUGGCGCAUUCGGUGGGCCUCACGGGCUACGGAUAUACCUGGAUCGUGCCGUCUCUGGUGGCGGGCGACGCCGAUCAUAUACCGCCCGAGUUUCCCACAGGUAUGAUCUCUGUGUCUUAUGACGAGUGGGAUUAUGGUCUGGAGGCGCGGGUGAGAGACGGCGUGGCUGUAAUCGCCUCGGCGACCUCCACCAUGAUGAUGGACAGGGGUCCACACACGCUGCUAAAGUCUGAGUGUCACGGCUCUCCGGACAAGAAGAGCCCAAUAUCAGGCAAUUCCAACGAAGUGCUCAGGUAUCUGAUGAACGUCACGUUUGAAGGACGAAAUCUGUCGUUCAGUGAGGACGGAUAUCAGAUGCAUCCUAAACUCGUCAUCAUACUGCUGGAUAAAGAGCGGCAGUGGGAUCGAGUGGGUAAGUGGGAAAACGGCUCUCUGUCGAUGAAGUAUCACGUGUGGCCGCGGUUCGAGCUUUACUCCGGGGCGGAGAGCAGAGAUGAUGAUCAUCUAUCUAUCGUUACACUGGAGGAGGCACCGUUUGUCAUCGUUGAGGAUGUGGAUCCACUCAGUGGAACCUGCAUGAGGAACACGGUUCCCUGCAGAAAACAACUCAAAUCUGUUAAUAACACAGGAGAGCCUGCUGUGUAUAUCAAGCGCUGUUGUAAAGGUUUCUGCAUUGAUAUUCUGAAGAAGAUUGCCAAGUCUGUGAAGUUCACCUAUGAUCUUUACCUCGUCACUAACGGGAAACACGGCAAGAAGAUCAACGGCACGUGGAACGGGAUGGUCGGAGAGGUGGUGAUGAAGAACGCACACAUGGCCGUCGGAUCGUUGACUAUCAAUGAGGAAAGGUCAGAGGUCAUCGAUUUCUCCGUGCCCUUCAUAGAGACGGGCAUCAGUGUCAUGGUUUCCCGUAGCAACGGCACGGUGUCGCCCUCAGCUUUCCUCGAGCCGUUCAGCGCUGACGUCUGGAUAAUGAUGUUUGUCAUGCUGCUGCUGGUUUCUGCCAUCGCCGUGUUUGUGUUCGAGUACUUCAGUCCUGUGGGCUACAACUUCUGUCUCGCCGACGGCCGAGAGGCUGGAGGUCCAUCGUUCACUAUUGGAAAGGCCAUCUGGUUGCUCUGGGGUUUGGUCUUUAACAACUCUGUACCUGUGCAGAACCCCAAAGGAACCACCAGCAAGAUCAUGGUCAGCGUUUGGGCUUUCUUUGCUGUGAUUUUCCUGGCCAGCUAUACGGCUAAUUUGGCGGCGUUCAUGAUUCAAGAAGAGUACGUGGACCAGGUGUCGGGGCUCAGCGAUAAAAAGUUUCAGAGACCCAACGAUUUCUCACCUCCGUUUCGUUUCGGGACCGUACCAAACGGCAGCACUGAGCGAAACAUCCGCAAUAACUACAAAGAGAUGCACUCGUACAUGAUCAAAUUUCACCAGCGCAACGUAGACGAGGCUUUGUACAGUCUGAAAACAGGGAAGCUGGAUGCGUUUAUUUACGACGCCGCAGUGCUGAACUACAUGGCCGGAAGAGACGAGGGCUGUAAGCUGGUCACUAUCGGCUCUGGGAAAGUGUUUGCGUCUACCGGCUACGGAAUCGCCAUCCAGAAAGACUCUGGCUGGAAGAGACAGGUGGACCUGGCCAUCCUACAGCUGUUUGGAGAUCGUGACAUGGAGGAGUUUGAGGCCCUCUGGCUCACCGGGAUCUGCCACCACGAGAAGAAUGAAGUGAUGAGCAGCCAACUGGAUGUAGACAACAUGGCGGGUGUGUUCUACAUGUUAGGAGCCGCCAUGGCUCUGUCACUUAUCACGUUCAUCGCAGAGCACGCCUUCUACUGGCACCUGCGCUUCUGCUUCAUGGGUGUGUUUUCUGGGAAACCAGGUUUCACCUUUGCCAUCAGCAGGGAGAUUUACAGCUGUAUUCACGGAGUUGAAAUCGAAGAGAAGAGUUCAUCGGUGCUGGAUUCCCCCUCCACCACCAUGAACAACACACACUCAAACAUUCUACGUCUGCUACGCACCGCCAAAAACAUGGCAUCUCUUUCGGGGGUCAACGGCUCCCCACACAGUGCCCUCGACUUCAUCCGAAGAGAGUCUUCUGUCUAUGACAUCAGCGAGCACCGCCGCAGUUUGGCUGGACAUUCGGACUGCAAGGCCCCGUACCUGCCUGAUGACAACAUGUUUAGCGACUACAUCAGUGAGGUGGAGCGCACCUUUGGCAACCUGCACCUGAAGGACAGUAACCUGUACCAGGACCACUACUUGCACCACCAUGGAGGCUCUACCCUGGGGCUGAUGGGACCGGUCCCCAACCGUCCUCAGAGCCUGGGAUCCAGUAGUUCCCUGGAGGGCGGCAUGUUUGACUGCGAUAGCUUAGCCGGGGGCGUGGCCCCCAUCUUCACCACCCAGCCACGUUCUGCCCUUACACACAGGAACAUGAGCAAGUUCGAUCUGUUACAGAGUCAGACUCCUCUGUCGGGACAGGGCUUGAAUCAAGGCCUGGCCGACCUGUACGGGAAGUUCUCGUUCAAAGGCGGAGCUUCCGGAUCGGGAUACAUUCCGGGCCAUGACCGGUACCGCAACGGAGCCGAUGACGGAAACAUCCGUUCUGACGUUUCGGACAUUUCCACUCAUACGGUAACCUACGGCAAUCUAGAGGGCAAUGCUAAGAAACGGAAGCAGUACAGAGACAGUCUUAAGAAACGGCCCGCGUCUGCCAAGUCCCGACGAGAGCUAGAUGAGAUUGAGUUGGGCUAUCGUCGCCGUCAGCGUCAUGGCCACCAUCGUCAUCACGGACACCGCUCUGCCUCUCCUCCAUCUGAUCGCAAAAGAGUUGGUGGAGCAAACUCGACUUCGUAUCUGUUACAGGACAAGGAAAGUCUGAGGGAUUUCUACCUGGACCAGUUCCGGCCCAAAAAAGGCAUCCCACAGUGGGAGCAUGUGGACCUUACGGAUGGUCCCACUGAGGGUGGAGGGAACUGCACCAGUUUGGUGUCUGUGGAAGACUUCCUGAAAAGCAAACCCAAGAAGCUGGACAGCAAGAGUGGGAGCAGCGAGUGGGAAUGUCGUAGCUGUCGUUCCGGCAGCGCAGGCAACAAGCAGGCCUCCUUACAUGGGGUUGGGACUGGCUUCGUGAGCAGUGGCAGCAAUUGUGUCGCGUCAGGGGGCGGAGGAGGACCUGGGAGCAGCCGUCCCACUUCGGCCACCUGUAUGCGGUGUGAAGGUUGCAAAAAAUCUGGCAACCUCUAUGACAUCAGUGAGGACAGUAACCACUUACUGGAGCACCCGGCUGGCAAUAGGGGCCAGACUUCAGCGCAGCGUCGCAGGGCCUUCGGUGGAAAACCGCUACAGCGGCAGCAUUCUUAUGACACCUUUGUGGACCUCCAGAGAGAGGAGGCAGGGGGCGUGGCUGGAGUGCUAGAGUUCGGUGGAGCCGGAGGUGUGGGUGGAGCACUGCCACCGCCACGCAGCAUAAGCCUAAAGGAGAAGGAGCGCUACAUGGAUGCCUCCGGUCCCUUCGCACAUAUAUUCGAACAUCAAGGAGGCUCCGAGCUCGAUACAGACCUUGACCCGCUGUUUUACGGCGGCAUCGAGAAGGCGAAGGGCGCAGGAUCGCCAUUCGGUUUGUUCUCAUCUCACCGCUGCUCUGUUGGUGAGAAGGAACUGAGAGACAGUGGACUGAUGGAAGGGCCGGCACACUCCUUAUCCAAAUCCCUCUAUCCUGAUCGAACUAACCACAACCCCUUCGUCCCUACUUUUGGAGAUGACCAGUGUCUGCUGCAUGGUGCCAAAUCUUACUACAUCAAUAGACAGCAGCAAGGUGACAUGCACUGCCCCACGGGUGUAACCUCUUUCCUGCCGGCAUCAGCUGCUUCGGGAGUGAUGUCGAACUUAGCCCCACACUUUCCUGCAGAGCUGUGCAUUGGAAAUCACCACACCAGCAAGCUGAGCCUCGGUCCACCUCGACCUUUCAGCGGCAGCAACGGACAUGUGUAUGAAAAACUCUCCAGCAUCGAGUCCGAUGUUUGAAAAAUAAUAGUGAGAGGACGUUCGGUGGCGAAUUCGACAGCCAGACUUGUGCAGAACACACAGAACUUGAGAGAACUGAAAAUGUCAUUUCCUGUGAAGUACGUGUUUACACCAGUGCGUUCAUCUUCAUGAGCUGGUGAGAACAAGAGCGUGUCCAUCUGCUGAAUGUGUUUGAGGAGAAGUGCAGAAGAGCAGAUGGCCUGUUUCACCUCCAUUCCUCUCUCCAUCACCGCUCUUCUCAAACCAAAACAGGCCAGUCUUGUGUUCUUCUCUUUUGCAAGAAGAAGCAAUCACGAAAGUUUAAAGAAUGCUUACUGAUAUUAUAAACAGGGUAAUCACUGUACCUCAGAGACGUUAUGAAGACUGAAUCUGCUUGGUCUCCACAGUAGGUUGCAUUUGUCUUCUGGUUCCCAAGUCCCACCGUUUCCUUCCUGUUUCAUUGCCGUACAGGCCUUUGACUGCAGAUACUGAGAGAUGAGGUGAGCGGUAGGGACAUCUGAAUGUGAUGAUCGCGGUCCAGCCUCUACAUCAACCUCAUGUAUCCUUGGCAACAGCGUCUCCCAUGCUGUUCACUGCCAUGCAUUAGCCAGCCUUUCGGGUCCGGGGGGCGUCUGCUGAGUUUUCUGAUGCCAUUUAUAUUCAAGUCUCUACUGCCGUGAUAUUUCAUGUCAAAUGCGACCGCAGAUACCUUUACUUAUCUUGCGAUUCUUUAAGACUUGAAGGAUUAAAUGCUAGAGUAAGGUCAGUAUUAAUGCCUCUUUGUUUUUCGCCUGUAAAUACAUCUCUCUUUUAUUAACCGAUAAGGUCAACCUUUAAUAUAGAUUUUUCAAGUAUUUAACAAAUAACCACAAUAAAGAUAAAAACAGAACAAAAGAAAUAAAAAUAUGCAAAGUAUAGUUAAGCAUUACUACUGAUGAUGAGUCAUAUUUUAAAUGAUAGUUUACUGUUUAUUACUUUAUCCUGAUGGUUUACUGCCUCCUAACCAGCUUCAUUUAAGAGUUAUUGCUUUGUUAAGAAUGUAACCGAGCUACACAGUGCUGUUGUGUUUAGUUUGCUGAAAAACCCUUGCUAAGUUUCUUUGAAAUUGUCUUUAGUGUUUGGCAAUCCAUAGAGAAGAUUUACUUACACACACACACACACACACACACACACACACACACACACACACACACACACACACACACACACACACACACACACACACACACACACACACACACACACACACACACACACACACGCAGACACACACACACACACACACACACACACACACACACCUCAACGUCUGUACCACAAUAUUAAAGGGCAUAAAAUCAUUUACUGUAGUAUUAGUUAUAACUGCUAACUAACCCCCCUCCCCACAUAGACACACACACACCACAGAUCUUCAGUUUAAUUGAGUAGGUUGAGUCUUUCCAAUAAGUGAAUGACUUGAAAGUAAUGUUUCGUAAGUUGUUGGAGUGUCAUUUGUGUGUUUCAGGUCGACUGUACAGAAACGUCUCUGCUCCUCAGUUUUACUGUUAAAGUUUUUCUUGUAUGUUGAAGCUGGUGGUGUAAUAGCGCAGUGAUGUAUGUUAAGGUCUUCUCAUGACUAACGCUGGACUUUUCUCUAUAGGUAUACAUAUAUAGUUUUGACAUAAGCACACAUACACACACUUUGCUAUAAUCCCCCUGUGCUAUAGCUUAAGCUCUUUAUGCUUGAAAAUCACACUUUUCUUCUGUUUAUAGAAAAAUAAGCCUAUUACACCUAGAUGUAGUUAUCAUUUUUUUCUAAUGUAUUUGCAAUACAGUAUACAAAACUUUUAGCAUUCUGUUAACUAGUAUAUUCUCAUUCUUCUAAGAUAAGUAUAGCUGGUUUAAAGUAUUAUACAGGUAAGAAUCACCCUGUUGUUGUUCUACACAUUGCUAGUUACAAAAGUACUAAAUCCAUUUUUCCUUCACAGAAUUGAUGAAAUGGUGAUAAAUGAGUGUGCGUGCGUGAGCGAGACAGUGACUUUUACAAUACAUACUCUCGUUGCUGUGGUAUUACUAUGGUGUUGCCAUGGUAACUGCAGUAUAAGAGGAUCCAGGCUGAAUAAGUGAAUUGUUUCACUACGAAUAAGAAAUCCAUCCACUUUGAUACGUUACCAAAAUUUUUACAUCUGGAAAUAUGAUACUUGUACAGAUUGUGUAUAUAAUGGAUAAAGGUCUUUUGUAUGACAAUAUGAACUCAAACCUCAAUGCUACUUUAAUAUUGAGAGGAUCUUUUCAUGAUGAUGUGUGAGGGUGAUGAUGGCACAUGCUCAGAAUUCUUUUACAUACUGAAUAAAGUCAAUCAAAA
Paramisgurnus dabryanus is the source of this 8770-nucleotide messenger RNA. It is a transcript of the gene grin2ba, whose product is annotated as glutamate receptor, ionotropic, N-methyl D-aspartate 2B, genome duplicate a. Gene Ontology annotation, molecular function: ligand-gated monoatomic ion channel activity; signaling receptor activity. The record is from RefSeq and is a predicted model, not a curated record. Gene Ontology annotation, cellular component: membrane. Gene Ontology annotation, biological process: monoatomic ion transport. NCBI's taxonomy places the organism in Eukaryota, Metazoa, Chordata, Actinopteri, Cypriniformes, Cobitidae.